Molecule: messenger RNA, 1923 nt
Organism: Thlaspi arvense
Lineage: Eukaryota; Viridiplantae; Streptophyta; Magnoliopsida; Brassicales; Brassicaceae
Source: the annotation of a GenBank genome assembly
AUGGGCCCUCGAAUACUUUCGCAAUUUGAUUACGACGGUGGCGCUAAACCGGAGCGUUCUCAUAAUCGAAUUCUCGCUAGAAAGACUCAUUCUUUAUCGUUUUCUUCGCACAAAGAAUCUGUUACGAGGCUUUUGGAAGAGAAGCUCAUCUCUUUCUUGGAGUCAUGUAAAACCCCGAAACAGCUUCUUCAAAUCCAAGCCCAGAUUUUUAGUCAUGGGUUAGAAGAGAAUGAUUACGUCGGUCCGAGAAUCGUCUCCGCUUGUUUCCGAUUCACGAGAGUUGAUUACGCACGCCAAGUGUUCGACAGAAUCUCUCAGCCAAAUGUCUCUGUUUGGAAUGCCAUGUUCAAUGGGUAUACGCAAAGCGACUUGCACAAAGAAGUUUUGUUGUUGUUCAAGAGAAUGAGAAGCAACGAUGUGACGCCCAAUUGCUUCACUCUCCCAGUGGUUUUAAAAGCUUGCCUGAUGAUUAACGAUCUAAGACAGGGAGAGGAGAUACAGUGCUUCUCGAUAAAAACAGGGUUUAGAUCAAACUCUUAUCUAGGAACCAAGUUGAUCGAGAUGUACUCAUGUGCAGGAGUGAUAGCAUCUGCAAACAAGGUCUUCUGUGAAAUGGUUGAGAAAAAUGUAGUUACUUGGACUUCCAUGAUCAAUGGGUAUAUUUUGAACAAAGACUUAGUCUCUGCUCGGCGUUAUUUUGAUUUGUCGCCUGAGAGAGACAUUGUGUUGUGGAACACUAUGGUCUCUGGCUAUAUUGAAACGGGGAACAUGAUGGAGGCGAGGCGUCUUUUCGAUCAAAUGCCUUGUAAAGAUGUCAUGUCGUGGAACACGGUUUUGGAAGGUUAUGCGAAUAUUGGAGAUAUCGAAGCUUGUGAAAGAGUUUUUGAAGAAAUGCGGGAGAGAAAUGUAUUCUCUUGGAAUGGUUUGAUCAAAGGGUAUGCUCAAAAAGGUCAGCUUUCUGAAGUGUUGGAUUCUUUCAAGAGAAUGGUAGACGAAAGGAAUGUUCUUCCUAACGACGCAACGUUGACUUUAGUCUUAUCAGCUUGUGCGAAGAUAGGAGCUCUCGAUUUCGGGAAACGGGUACAUAAGCAUGGAGAGGAUCUUGGGUAUGAUAAGGUAAAUGUCAACGUUAAGAAUGCUCUGAUCGAUAUGUAUGCGAAAUGCGGAGCUAUAGAUAUAGCUAUGGAAAUCUUCAAUGGCAUAAAGAGAAGAGAUUUGAUAAGUUGGAAUACCAUAAUCAACGGCUUAGCUGCACAUGGACAUGGUAACGAGGCCAUAGAACUAUUCCGUGAGAUGAAAAGUUGCGGAACUAGACCGGACAAGGUAACAUUCGUCGGUGUCUUAUGUGCAUGUAGACACAUGGGUUUGGUUGAAGAUGGCUUGGCUUAUUACAAUUCAAUGUCUACUGAUUUCUCAAUCACGCCGCAGAUCGAGCAUUGCGGUUGUGUGGUGGAUUUACUAUCUCGUGCUGGACUUUUAACGCAAGCUGUUGAGUUUAUAAACACAAUGCCGGUGAAGGCGGAUGCUGUUAUAUGGGCAACUUUGCUUGGAGCUUCAAAGGUUUACAAGAAGGUGGAGGUUGGCGAGCUUGCUCUUGAGGAGCUGGUCAAGCUUGAACCAAGGAACCCGGCUAAUUUCGUGAUGCUCUCAAACAUAUAUGGAGAUCUCGGGAGGUUUGAUGAUGCAGCGAGGCUAAAAGUUGCUAUGAGAGACACCGGUUUUAAGAAAGAAGCAGGUGUUAGCUGGAUUGAGACCGAUGAUGGUUUAGUGAAGUUUUAUUCUUCGGGAGAGAAGCAUCCUCGAACAGAGGAAUUACAGAGGAUCUUGAGAGAGCUUACGAACUUGAACAUCCUGCUUGAUGAAGAAGAAGAAGAAGAAGAAGAAGAAGAAGAAGAAGAAGAACCUCAAAAGGAUUUUGUCUAG